Seriola aureovittata is the source of this 5377-nucleotide messenger RNA. It is a transcript of the gene sec24a, whose product is annotated as SEC24 homolog A, COPII coat complex component. The record is from RefSeq and is a predicted model, not a curated record. Bases 318 to 3866 code for a protein of 1182 amino acids. Gene Ontology annotation, cellular component: COPII vesicle coat; endoplasmic reticulum exit site. Gene Ontology annotation, molecular function: SNARE binding; zinc ion binding. Gene Ontology annotation, biological process: COPII-coated vesicle cargo loading; endoplasmic reticulum to Golgi vesicle-mediated transport; intracellular protein transport. NCBI's taxonomy places the organism in Eukaryota, Metazoa, Chordata, Actinopteri, Carangiformes, Carangidae. The transcript is spliced from 25 exons.
UCCCAACUUCCGGUGAAAGAGGAGAAGUGUCUCACACGAUUACUCUGACAAGGCCUGUCGUUACUCACCCGUAGCUAGUUGAACGGGGUUUCGGUAAGAGCCAUGGCCCUGUGAUUGCCAGCAAGUCAGCUAAUUAACUUUUUUUAAAAAGAAACUAGGAUAAGUCGCCGUUGGCGAGGCUUUGACUAAACGUCACAUCGUCAGAGCCACAGGUUUGAGUGUUACCCCGCGACUGCCAGCUAGUUAGCUAGCUAAAGACGCAGCUAGCUAUUCGCCGACCAAGCACCUCUAAAUUAGAUCCUGGUGUCUGUUUCAAGAUGUCAACUGCGGGGUUCAACUCUCAGAAUGGGACAGGGACGGGACAAGCAUAUGCGAAUGGUCCGUCACAGAAUCCAGUUGCCCUACAGCAGCUGCCAGGGGUCAGCUAUGGCAUGACCCACCAACCAGCCUACAAUCCAAUGCAGGCCAAAGCUCCCGCACCUCCCGGCCCUGGACUCUACCCCUCUGGGGCAUACCAGCCUGUUCCCCCUGUCAGCUCCUACCAGCCUGGCCCACCACUCACUUCCUACCCAGCUUCCCCAGGCCAGCCACUGUUGACGAGGCCUCCAAUGGGAGGUCCUCCAUCUCAUACCCCUCCUCAGUCUGCCAGCCCCAGCCCUGGUCCCAGGCUGCCCCCUGCACAGGCCACACCCCCCCCUCCUGCUGCAUCUUCUGGUAACUACUACUCAAACCCGCCGCAGCCCGUGGCUCCAACAUGGCAGUACAACACAGCUCGCCCACCAAUGGGGCCACCCAGCUCCAUGAGCACCCCUCCCCGCGGCCCUGUUGCAAAUCAUGUGAACACAGCUUCAAGCUCUGCAGUGCUGCCACCACCGUCAUCGGCAGCUUACAGCUCUGCACCACCAGCCCACGUGUCCCAUAGUGCCACCCAACCUCCAGGCCCCAGGAUGCCCCCCACCUCUCUGCAUGGAUAUAUCCAGCCAGGCACUGCCCCUCCACCAAUGAAUCCCAUGGCUUCCCAAACAUACCAGCCAAGCAGACUUCCCUAUGGGCUCCCAACUACAGGACCCCCACCUACAGGCCCACCACUAGCCAUGAAACCUACACCACCUCCCACUGGACCCCCAAUGGCCAAUGCCACACCUCCACCCCCCAAAGCUGAUGCUCAGUGUGGGGCGGCUGUUAACAGCACUCUUUCCCCCACUGAGCCCGACUGCCAGGAGGGGGAUAUUGAAUGUCCAGGAACUGUGGCUGGCAAUGGCCCCCAAGCAUCAAACAGCUAUAAUCAUGUUGACAACAAAAUGGCUGGCCCGCCCCAGCCUGGACCACCUGGUCGACACUUGGGCCACUACCCCUCUCUCCCCCCUGGGUACCAGAACACCACGGCUCCCCACAAUGCCGCCCCCCCCAUGCACCCUGCGAUGCAAGCUGCCACACAGCCUUACACUCAAGCACAUCAGCCAUACCAGCAGCCACCGGGUGGCCCAGGGCCGGCCCAGCUGAGCCCGUCCUUGGCAGCCAUGAGCCUCCAGUCUACCACCCCAGAGGCCCUGAGAGUGGUCAACCUGCUCCAGGAGAGGAACCUGCUGCCACCAAGCUCGAUCCCUGCCCCGACACCCUGCCUGCCCCAGGACCUGCAGAAGAUUAACUGCAACCCAGAGGUUUUCCGUUGUACACUGAGUAGUAUCCCUCAAACCCAGUCUCUGCUCAAUAAAGCCAAGAUGCCGCUGGGCCUGCUGCUCCACCCCUUCAAAGACCUCUCGGCAGUGGACUUCAGAGCCAUUGAUGUACAUGAGGUCACUGGUUCUUCACUGUUCAAUCACGAGGCAGCUAGGCAGCUUCCCGUGGUGACAUCCAGCACUAUUGUCAGAUGUCGGUCAUGCAGAACCUAUAUCAACCCCUUCGUCUCUUUCCUGGACCAGAGGAGGUGGAAGUGCAACCUUUGCUAUCGGGUUAAUGAUGUUCCAGAGGAAUUUAUGUACAACCCAGUCAGCAGAUCAUAUGGAGAGCCACACAAAAGACCGGAGGUCCAGAACGCCACUAUUGAGUUCAUUGCUCCUUCAGAAUACAUGCUGAGGCCACCGCAGCCUGCUGUUUACCUCUUCGUACUGGAUGUAUCCCACAAUGCAGUGGAGACAGGCUACCUGAAUGUGUUCUGUCAAUCACUGCUGGACAAUAUCAAUGCGCUUCCUGGAGACUCGCGAACAAAAGUAGGCUUCAUCACCUUCGACAGCACCAUCCACUUCUACAACCUGCAGGAGGGACUCUCCCAGCCUCAGAUGCUCAUCGUGUCAGACAUCGAAGACAUCUUUUUACCAACACCAGACAGCCUUCUAGUAAACCUCAAUGAAUGCAAAGAACUUGUGCAGGAUCUGCUUAAGAGUCUGCCAAGUUUAUUUGAAAAGACCAUGGAGACCCAAUCUGCCCUGGGAUCAGCUCUGCAAGCAGCCUUCAAGUUGCUGUCACCCACAGGAGGGCGCAUGUCUGUCUUUCAGACGCAACUGCCCAACCUCGGUGUGGGGGCACUCCAGUCCAGAGAGGACCCCAACCAGCGGGCAUCUGCUAAGGACAUCCAGCACUUAUCCCCAGCGACAGACUUCUACAAGAAGCUGGCUCUGGACUGCUCUGGCCAGCAGGUGGCUGUUGACCUGUUCCUGCUCAGCUCCCAAUACUGUGACCUGGCAUCGCUUGGCUGCAUAUCCAGAUACUCAGCAGGGAGCGUUCACUACUACCCUUCCUACCACCACCAGCAUAACCCCGCUCAGGUGGAGCGCUUCCAGAAGGAUCUGAAGAGAUACUUAACCAGGAAGAUCGGCUUUGAGGCUGUCAUGAGGAUACGCUGCACCAAAGGUCUAUCCAUCCACACGUUCCACGGAAACUUCUUUGUGCGGUCCACAGACCUGUUGUCCCUCCCUAACGUGAACCCAGAUGCUGGCUUUGCAGUUCAGAUGUCCAUCGAGGAAAACUUGGACGACAUGCAGGUUGUCUCUUUCCAGGCCGCCCUGCUUUACACUUCCAGCAAAGGAGAGAGGAGGAUCCGUGUCCACACUUUGUGUCUCCCUGUGGUCAAUUCUCUGUCGGAUAUCUUUGCUGGGGCCGAUGUUCAAGCCAUUACUGGGCUGCUGGCUUGCAUGGCUGUGGACCGUUCAGUGACAGCCAGUCUGAGUGACGCCAGAGAUGCGAUGACCAACGCUGCCAUUGACUCGCUGUCAUCGUACCGGCAGUCUGUGUUGACCAUCCAGCAGCCCGGUCUGCUGGCCCCGGCCUGCCUCAGACUCUUCCCCCUCUACAUCCUUGCGCUGCUCAAACAGAAAGCCUUCAGGACAGGUACCAGCACCAGGCUGGAUGACCGGGUGUUUGCCAUGUGUCAGUUGAAGUACCAGCCACUGGCCUACACCAUGCUGAUGAUCCACCCUGCUCUGUACCGUGUCGACGAUCUGACCGAUGAGGGAGCUUUGAACAUCAACGAGCGGACCAUACCCCAGCCCAGAGUGCAGCAGCUGUCUGUGGAGAAGCUCAACAGGGAAGGAGCUUUCCUCAUGGACGCUGGAAUAGUGAUGUAUCUGUGGAUCGGACGGAACUGCCACCCCAACUUCCUGACACAAGUCCUGGGAGUUCCCAACUAUGCUGCCGUGCCUGAUAACCUGUAUCUGCUGCCAGAGCUGGACACCGCCGAGUCACAGAGAACCAGAGCUUUCAUUGGUUGGCUGAGGGAUCAGAGGCCAUUCUUCCCCUCUCUGCAUGUCGUCAGGGACGAGAGCCAGCUGAAAGCCAGCUUUAUGCAGAACAUGAUCGAGGACCGAACGGAGUCGGCCCUGUCAUACUAUGAGUUCCUGCUCCACCUCCAACAGCAAAUCUCCAAAUAAUCUUCAGUGGGACUGUGGAGAUGAGCGAACACUGAAGCAAGGAUGCACAUCAGUCUAUGUGCGUGGGUAUAUAUGUAAAUGGUUUGCGUGUGUGUGUGCGCGUGCGUCUGUGUGUGUAUGUGUGCGCUUGAAAGCAGAGGGAGGCAGGCUCAAGGAUGCCUCUUGCUUCAUUUUCAGCUGUGGUCCACCAUCUCUCUGAGGAAAACUUUCUAAACUGAACUGAUGUGAAGCGUCACUCAAAUCAAACUAAGUGACGGACAGUGUGAGGACGGAGAGACAAAGAUGCGUUUUUGGCACUUUUUACCCAGCUGAAGCAAAUGAAGAAUAAAAUCAAGAAAUCCACGACGAUGAUGAUUACAUGUGUCAAUGAUCGAAUGGAUCAGUGUUUAUUCUCAUAGAACAAUGCUGUCUAACUGAGGUAUCGCUCAGAUAGAGGCAGCAAACAGAUGUGUUAAGUGUUUUUGUUCAAAAAGCACAGUCGUCUUUACUAAAACAAAUCAAACAUAUGUAUGUAUGUCUGUCUAAGAUUAGGUUUAUAAGGAAGGUUCGUAUGUCUGCGCUAAAAGACUGUUAUUGGGUGUCACCUGGAGUAUUUGUAUACAGAACACCUGAGCUCUAACAACACUCUAAUAUCGUACCCGAAGGACAGAACAUGUGCUUUUUAUUUCUCACUCAUUAUAAUUGUUUGUCGAACAAAUCCAUAGACUCUGUUGUUAAAGGCAGAAGGGUUAAAGAUGUUUUAAGGCGGAUCGACCUCACUGUCAUCGCUGCCUUGAAUGUGUGUGGACAGUGGAAAGUUCUUUUCAUUGGUCUAAUCUGUCCUUCAGAAACUCUGUCAUCUUUUCUCUCUGGACAUUCAGAACACCUCUGAUGGCAUUGCUGUUCUGUUUAAUUUCUUUUUUUCUGAUUGUUUAAUUUAUGAGACUCCCAAUCUGAUUAAAUUCUAUAAUUGCCUUGUAUGGGAACUCACUUUUUAUUAUUAAACCUCUGUUUAAAUACAGACUCUAUAUAUGGAAUAUUUUAAUAUAAUAGGAUAUGGGAAAUUCUUUAACACAGACAUAACAAAGCCAUUGUGAUCUUUUAAUCAUGCUUAUUGAUACUUGUAUAUUGAAGACUGCGUUAUAUAAAGGUGAAGAAAUGCUGAUGAUUUUAGUAUAAACAAUAAGGUGAAAUGACGCUAAGAAAAUAAAAUGUUUGAGACUUUUUAAAUGUAGUUUGUGUUUUGGUGGGUGAACAGUGUUUAUUCAGUGAAAAUGAAAACUACAAAGCAGAAUAUGGACCAGUAUAGUCCAUAUUUCUCUUGAAUUGAAGGUUGAAUUUGAUCGAAUUGAAUGUUUUUGAUUUGGUCUGAUUUCAUACCGUUUGUAAUCUAUGUAUUAUAUGAGCAAAAAUGUAUUUAGGAGCAGACAAAUGUUUUGGUCUUCAUGCACAAAAUUGUCUUUCAUAAAACAAAAAAACAAAAAAACAAUGAAAAUAAAAACAGUCUGUGUUUGUACAGAGUAAAUUCCAGA